This is a messenger RNA of Chara braunii, 1521 nucleotides long. NCBI's taxonomy places the organism in Eukaryota, Viridiplantae, Streptophyta, Charophyceae, Charales, Characeae. The record is from the annotation of a GenBank genome assembly.
CGGAAUGCUGGAUACAAGAGCGGAGAUGAAUAUCAUUAAGGAAUCUGACGCACUCCGCUUGGGGAUGGACAUCGAUCGAAUGGACUCAAGAUUCCUCCAUGGCGCAAGUGGGAAGACUCCUUUUACUGGGACAACAUCAAAUGUGGUGAUUGAAAUCGGGAAAGUGAAGUUGGAACGCAUACCUGGGAAUAAGAAUCGGGCUGACGGGCUUAGUCGGAUCAAUUGGGAUAAGUCCGGCGAUGGAGUUAAUGAGGAUAUACCUCUGGUGGAUGCAUUCCUCGAUGAGGAGGAGGACGUGAAACUCCAUAUCAAUGGACAUGUCGUUGGGAUCAGUGGAUUCACUGUGCAAGGACAAUCUGUUUUUCUUGCUUAUGGAGGGUACGUGAAGCGAGCGGAUAUAGUCCUCAAAAACUUCGUGGAAGAGGAUCCUUGGGGAGGGAAGGAUGUUGAGUGGAUGGCUAAGUUCGCAUUGGCAGAGACCUUCCGAGUAGGAGCUUACUCAGUCGACGCUCAAGCAAGAGAUGGACCGAGGCGCGGAGGGUUAGGCAGGUACGACACUGGGUUGUCCCGGAUCUUAGACAUGAGACCGAGGACAGGCAAGCGUCAAGGAUGUCAGGAUAGAGGGGAUGACUUAGAGGAGAGUGAUCACGUGUUGACGGUUCAUAUUGGGAGAACCCUCCCGACAUGUGAUGUGGGGGAGGAGGUUUUGUUAGUAGGGUCUCAGAGACAGAGUGUCUUAUCUACAAAGAUUGGGACGGUGCCAGCGCCAGAGACAUGUCCGGCUGAGAUAGGGAUUAGAGACCGUGGUGCGCUUGAGACAGAUCGGACUACUCCACCUACACCCAUACGGGAUGGGGAGGAGGCUUCCCUACAGCUUGUGUUGACGAUUGCUUCGGCCCGGCCUACAGAGACAGAUACCAUGGAGGGAGUGGUUUCCGAUGCUGCAUCGGAGAGGCCUUAUCGAUGGAGAGACACACGGGACAUGGCAUUAAACCUCCCACAAAGGGAGCUACUGCUUAUGAUAGGGUCUGCCACUAUAGGACCGAUGCAGGAGCACGAGGAGCCUCAACCUGAGUGGCCGCGAGAGACGACGCCGAUGCAUGAUGAGCUAGGGUAUGAUGGGCAGAGGGUCCAGUCUCGGUCAGAGCCGACAGUGGAGGAUGGUGAGAGAGGUGCGAUGAGACCCUUAUCAUUGGACGGAUCACCAUUACUGAGCGAGAGUCGAUUGGUUGAGCAUCCAACUGAGCCUGAGGGUUCAUUGACUGCCCAACUAUAUGGCAUGGAGUCUCCUAGGAUGCAGAUGCGACAGGAGGUAUCCCAACCCUCGCCCAUGGACAUGGAGACAGAGCGAGUUGAGGCCAAGGUUUUGGGGCUAGAUAGAGAGGGUCUCAUAGAGGACAUGGAGACCCAGCGAGUGGAGACAUCACCACUAGACUUUGGGGAUACUCCACGACGAGAUGGUGAUCAGACUUAGGCCAGUAUGAGGGACCACAUUGAGGUCGGCGCGGAGCAUACCCAAGA